AAAAGCAAAUCAACAAUGGGGAAUGGAUGAAAAUAUUAAAUGUGCCUGAUUAUUUUUCUGGUCGUAGGAAUAACCAUUUCUAGUUACAGAAAAAAGUUACAGAUUUUUUGGUUGCGUCAUACAUUUUAUAAAAAUAAAAACAUUUUGCUUCACCGCACGUCCGGCCCAUUACGGCUGUUAAGAAAACUUUCUAAGUCUUAAAAAGUUAUCGCUAUUUGAAUCUGUGGAGCGCAUGACAUUGACAGUUGAUUGACAGCUUGUCAUUCUUCUCGCGGAAUUCAUAACCUUUUGUGCUCUCAUCUAGUGAACUGGUUUCUUUGUAUUUAUGUGAUUAUUACGACUCGCUUCCCCACCCGGACCUCUGAUUUUGCCUGCUCCAACGACGACCUUCGCUUUUGAACCCCGGACCUGAUUUUGAUAGCAAUUUCGACGACCCCUGGCAUUUGAAUUCUGCAAACAUGGAUACCGCUGCUUUUGUUAGAGCAAACUCAUCUAAUUUGCCAAAAGUAGACCCAUAUAUGCUUAUGGAGUUUAUGAAGAAUAGCGACAAACAUAAUGCCGGUGAAAUAAGAGAUGCCAAAGCUUUGUCGUCUUCAAGAGAAUCAUAUGUUGAGACUGCUAUUGGAUAUGUUGAAACAAAGCGGAGUGGGAAUCUUUGUGAUGUGAGAGCUAAAGUUGUUCCUGAACAAAGAAUAACAAGCAAAUACUAUGUUGUGAUGGUCCAUUUAGAAGAGGCAAAUGAAUCAAUCAUAGAUACUUCAUGUGACUGUGCAGCGGGGGCUGGUGGGUGUAAACAUACUGUUGUAGUAUUACAUUGGCUACAAAAACGAAGUGCUGAACCUUCACCAACCAGUAUCCAAUGUUACUGGACGAAACCCAGCCUCAAACGGGCGCUAGACAAACCAUUAAUGUGUAAAGAUUUGGCAAAAGGAGAAGUCGCCGAAAGGGGGCCAAAGGACCCUUUGGUACUGAAAAGACUACGACAAGAAGCAACCAAACAUGGUUGUGGUAAAAGCCUGCUCAUGGUAUAUGAUCCUGAAAGACCGAUGAAAAUGAACUCAAAAUAUUGUAUUUUUGACAUGAUGGUGGAUUUUUUAGAAAAGGAAAGUAGGCCAACUUUUAACAAAUUUAAAAUAUUUAGCAAUGCAAUAAUGAUAGAAAAUAAAGAAAAAAUUAUGAAAGACACUGUAGGCCAAGUGAACUCAAAGCAGUGGCAUUCAAUUCGACAAGGCCGAAUUACAGGAUCAAAAAUUUAUGAAAUUGCUCAUUGCAAAACACCCCAUGGCAGUCUUGUUGAAGAAAUACUAGGAGGGUGCAAAGCACCAGAAACAAAGUCCAUGAAAAGGGGUAAAAUCCUAGAAAAACGAGUACUGAAUAAAGUAAAGACUGAUAUAAAUAAAGAAAUAGAAGAAUGUGGAUUUUUGAUUAUAGAUGGAAUUUUUGGAGCGUCACCUGAUGGCAUUGGAGAUGACUUUGUGGUCGAAAUUAAGUGUCCCAUUUCGGAGAAAACUAAAAAAAAUUAUAUAAAGAAUGGGCAAAUUGCGAAUAAGUUUAUGGCCCAAGUGCAAUUAGAGAUGCUAGCGGCUGGCAAAAAUAAGUGUUUGUUGUGUGUGGCGGACCCGAAAUUUGAAAGCAACAGCUUAAUUGAGACAAUUGUUGUUAAUUUUGAUAAAAAUUAUAUAGAUAAUUUGAUGAGAGACGCAGAGAAAUUUUGGGAUGAGAAUGUGUAUCCUGUAAUUUUAAAAAGUGCCUCUACAGCAUGACAUUAAUUUUGUACUUUGUAUUUAUUUUAAAUAAAUAUGUUUGUCUUGA
Cydia pomonella (codling moth) is the source of this 1812-nucleotide messenger RNA. RefSeq lists its product as uncharacterized. The record is from RefSeq and is a predicted model, not a curated record. The transcript is spliced from 3 exons. NCBI's taxonomy places the organism in Eukaryota, Metazoa, Arthropoda, Insecta, Lepidoptera, Tortricidae. The coding region runs from base 459 to 1763 and encodes 434 amino acids. Gene Ontology annotation, molecular function: zinc ion binding.